Messenger RNA from Aquila chrysaetos chrysaetos, 1543 nucleotides. RefSeq names its product foot protein 1 variant 2-like. The transcript has 3 exons. The coding region runs from base 45 to 1178 and encodes 377 amino acids. The record is from RefSeq and is a predicted model, not a curated record. NCBI's taxonomy places the organism in Eukaryota, Metazoa, Chordata, Aves, Accipitriformes, Accipitridae.
GGGGGCCCCCUGGGGGGGGGAGACGGUGACACACGUUGAUCCCCAUGGAGGUGUUCCUCAACGGAGGUGGCCCCGUGGAGGUGUUCCUCAAUGGAGGUGGCCCCAUGGAGGUGUCCCUCAGUGGAGGUGGCCCCAGGGAGGUGACCCUCAACAGAGGUGGUCCCAUGGAGGUGUUCCUCAACGGAGGUGACCCCAUGGAAGUGUUCCUCAAUGAAGGUGACCCCGUGGAGGUGUCCCUCAGUGGAGGUGACCCCAUGGAGGUGUCCCUCAACAGUGGUGGCCCCGUGGAGGUGUCCCUCAGUGGAGGUGGCCCCAUGAAGUUGGCCCUCAACAGAAAUGACCCCAUGGAGGUGGUCCUCAAUGGAGGUGGUCUCAUGGAGGUGACCCCAUGGAGGUGGCCCUCAACAGAAAUGACCCCAUGGAGGUGUCCCUCAAUGGAGAUGACCCCGUGGAGGUGUCCCUCAAUGGAGGUGACCCCGUGGAGGUGUCCCUCAGUGGAGGUGACCCCAUGGCGGUGGCCCUCAACAGUGGUGGCCCCAUGGAGGUGUCCCUCAGUGGAGGUGUCCCUCAAUGGAGGUGGCCCCAGGGAGGUGGCCCUCAAUGGAGAUGACCCCAUGGAGGUGUGCCUCAAUGGAGGUGGCCUCAUGGAGGUGACCCCGUGGAGGUGUCCCUCAGUGGAGGUGACCCCAUGGCGGUGGCCCUCAACAGUGGUGGCCCCAUGGAGGUGUCCCUCAGUGGAGGUGGCCCCAUGGAGGUGUCCCUCAAUGGAGGUGGCCCCAGGGAGGUGGCCCUCAAUGGAGAUGACCCCGUGGAGGUGUCCCUCAGUGGAGGUGACCCCAUGGCGGUGGCCCUCAACAGUGGUGGCCCCAUGGAGGUGUCCCUCAGUGGAGGUGUCCCUCAAUGGAGGUGGCCCCAGGGAGGUGGCCCUCAAUGGAGAUGACCCCAUGGAGGUGUGCCUCAAUGGAGGUGGCCUCAUGGAGGUGACCCCGUGGAGGUGUCCCUCAGUGGAGGUGACCCCAUGGCGGUGGCCCUCAACAGUGGUGGCCCCAUGGAGGUGUCCCUCAGUGGAGGUGGCCCCAUGGAGGUGUCCCUCAAUGGAGGUGGCCCCAGGGAGGUGGCCCUCAAUGGAGAUGACCCCAUGGAGGUGUGCCUCAAUGGAGGUGGCCUCAUGGAGGUGACCCCAUGGAAGUGUCCCUCAAUGGAGGUGACCCCGUGGAGGUGUCCCUCAGUGGAGGUGGCCCCAGGGAGGUGGCCCUCAAUGGAGAUGACCCCAUGGAGGUGUCCCUCUGUGGAGGUGACCCCAUGGCGGUGUUCCUCAACGGAGGUGGCCCCAUGGAGUUGUCCCCAACAGAGGUGACCCUGUACCCGAGGCGUCCCCCGUGGAGGUGUCCCCACGGAGGUGGCCCUGUCCCCAGCGGUAGCAUCUCUACCCCAAGGGGGGGGUUGGUGGCCCCAACGGAGGUGUCCCUGUCCCCACCCCUGCGUGUCCCCAUCCCAUCGGGGUUGUCCCCACCCCGGCCGGGGUUGGUGACGGUCCCCGUGU